Molecule: messenger RNA, 1544 nt
Organism: Cynocephalus volans (Philippine flying lemur)
Lineage: Eukaryota; Metazoa; Chordata; Mammalia; Dermoptera; Cynocephalidae
Gene: NTMT1
Product: N-terminal Xaa-Pro-Lys N-methyltransferase 1
Exons: 4
Coding region: 206-877 (223 amino acids)
Cellular component (GO): cytoplasm
Molecular function (GO): N-terminal protein N-methyltransferase activity
Source: RefSeq, a predicted model, not a curated record
GACGUCACGGACAAAGGCGGCGUGUGCCGCGAGGUGUCGCGUCUGGUCUCUGGCGGAGGUUCCGUGGGCUGGUGGGGUCUGCGCCGCCUCUGCCCUCCCUUCCUCUUCACCGUCCUCUCACCCGGGUCCCGGGAGCCCCCGUCCGGGGAGAGGCGCCGUUGCUGAGUGUGGUGCUUGAGCGCAGACGUGGCUGGUGGCAGGCAGCAUGACAAGCGAGGUGAUCGAAGAUGAGAAGCAGUUCUAUUCGAAGGCCAAGACGUACUGGAAGCACAUCCCGGCCACAGUGGACGGCAUGCUUGGGGGGUACGGCCACAUCUCCAGCAUCGACAUCAGCAGCUCCCGGAAGUUCCUGCAGAGGUUUCUGAGGGAAGGCCCGAACAAGACAGGAACUUCCUUUGCCCUGGACUGUGGAGCUGGCAUUGGCAGGAUCACCAAGCGGCUGCUGCUGCCGCUCUUCAGAGUGGUGGACAUGGUUGACAUGACAGAGGACUUUCUGGUUAAAGCCAAGACCUACCUGGGGGAGGAGGGCAAGAGGGUGAGGAACUACUACUGUUGUGGUCUCCAGGACUUCAGCCCGGAGCCGGACUCUUACGACGUGAUCUGGAUCCAGUGGGUGAUAGGCCACCUAACUGAUCAGCACCUGGCUGAGUUCCUGCGGCGCUGCAAAGGGGGUCUCCGUCCCAAUGGCAUCAUCGUCAUCAAAGACAACAUGGCCCAGGAAGGCGUGAUCCUGGACGAUGUGGACAGCAGCGUGUGCCGGGACCUCGAGGUGGUCCGCAGGAUCAUCCGCAGCGCAGGCCUCAGCCUCCUGGCCGAGGAGAGGCAGGAGAACCUCCCCGAUGAGAUCUACCACGUCUACAGCUUUGCCCUGAGAUGAGCCAGGGCUGUCAGAAGAAACUGAGGGACCAGAGCUGGGGUGGGGGGAGCCAGCAGUUCACGAGAUCCAGGCUCCACGUUGAUGGUUCGGGAGUGUUGAGAGGUCACUAAAUAUACCUGUUCACUCACUAAACAGACUCUUCUUAAAAAGGCAAAUUGGGACGCAGCAGGGAGGGGUACUGCUGAACUGGCAGUUACACAGGAGCUUGGCCCUGCUGCGCUGAGCUAAGGCAGCCAUUGGGCAGCCUGUCACAUGGCUCCUGAUGCCCCCCCCCCCCCAUGUGGAAAUACAGUGAUCAUACCAGAAGCUGAGAUUCCCUGGAUCUCCAUCCUGGGCUUCCAGCCUUAGGCCUUGCUGCCUUUAAGAGGAAGGGAGCAAGUCUAACUUGGCUGUCAAGGGCUUGAAGAAAUAUGGUCUUUACCUAGGGUGGGAAAGGAGCUGAGCUGGUGAAGCUCGUGGGUGUUUGCGGGCUCCUGGCUGGGGCAAGGCUGGCAUGGUCCCUGUCCAGUGGUACCACUUAUGGAAAUGUUCAUAUGCCAAGUCCUGUUUGGAAAUGGGAUCAUGGCAUUAACAUGAUGAUCACCACAGCGUGGAGCCUCACUCUUUGCUGUGCUUGGGUUCGUCCUUGGCAAGCAUUUUCAGUCAAAAAUAAAAGUGGUGACCCCUA